GAUGAGUCCGACCGUAAGACGGAGCCACGUUCCUCCGUCUCCGACCUGGUCAACUCCCUGACCAGUGAGAUGCUCAUGCUCUCCCCAGGCUCCGAGGAUGAUGAGGGUCAUGAGGGCAUCAGCCGGGAGAACCUGGGUCGCAUCCAGUUCAGCGUCGGCUACAACUUCCAGGAGUCCACCUUGACUGUCAAGAUCAUGAAGGCACAGGAGCUGCCAGCCAAGGACUUCAGUGGCACCAGCGACCCCUUUUUCAAGAUCUACCUGCUUCCUGACAAGAAGCACAAACUGGAGACCAAGGUGAAGCGGAAGAACCUCAACCCACACUGGAACGAGACCUUUCUCUUCGAAGGGUUCCCCUACGAGAAGGUGGUGCAGCGGGUGCUGUACCUCCAGGUCCUGGACUACGACCGCUUCAGCCGUAACGACCCCAUUGGGGAGGUGUCCAUCCCUCUCAACAAGGUGGAUCUCACCCAGAUGCAGACCUUCUGGAAGGACCUGAAGCCGUGCAGUGAUGGCAGCGGAAGCCGUGGGGAGCUGCUGCUGUCGUUGUGCUACAACCCCUCCGCCAACUCCAUCGUGGUGAACAUCAUCAAAGCACGUAACCUCAAAGCCAUGGACAUCGGGGGCACGUCAGACCCCUACGUGAAGGUGUGGCUGAUGUACAAGGACAAGCGGGUGGAGAAGAAGAAGACGGUGGUGAUGAAGAGGUGCCUGAACCCCGUCUUCAACGAGUCCUUCGCCUUCGACAUCCCCACGGAACGGCUGCGUGAGACGACCAUUGUCAUCACCGUCAUGGACAAGGACAGGCUGAGCCGCAACGAUGUCAUCGGCAAG
Messenger RNA from Antrostomus carolinensis (chuck-will's-widow), 834 nucleotides. It is a transcript of the gene SYT7, whose product is annotated as synaptotagmin 7. The annotation marks the transcript as partial. The record is from RefSeq and is a predicted model, not a curated record. Gene Ontology annotation, molecular function: SNARE binding; calcium ion binding; phosphatidylserine binding. Gene Ontology annotation, cellular component: plasma membrane; axon; synaptic vesicle. Gene Ontology annotation, biological process: calcium ion-regulated exocytosis of neurotransmitter; vesicle fusion. The transcript is spliced from 5 exons. NCBI's taxonomy places the organism in Eukaryota, Metazoa, Chordata, Aves, Caprimulgiformes, Caprimulgidae.